Messenger RNA from Brassica rapa (field mustard), 2138 nucleotides. RefSeq names its product putative F-box only protein 15. NCBI's taxonomy places the organism in Eukaryota, Viridiplantae, Streptophyta, Magnoliopsida, Brassicales, Brassicaceae. Gene Ontology annotation, molecular function: protein binding. The record is from RefSeq and is a predicted model, not a curated record.
CUUUCUAUAUAAGAAAGCAAAAGAUUUAUCCAAGAAACUACUCGAAUCAUUCAGAGCGCGCGUCAUGGCGUCUUCACAGCGUUCAUGGUCGUUGUCAUCGCUGCCGCUCGAUAUGAUAGAAGAAAUAUUCCACAGAACUCCGGCUGAAUCUCUACUCCGAUCUAAACCGACGUGCAAGAAAUGGUACGAUCUCAUCAAGAACAAGAGGUUCAUCUACGAACACUUGCGUCGCUCCCCGGGAAGAUCCCUUAGAACCGAUGAGCGACGGUUCCUAAGAAUCGACCAGACGGUACAAAUCAUGGAACCGGUGACAAGAACACGCUCAGAGAAACCGAUCCCACACGAGCUCCAACCACUAGAAAACAUCAAAGCCAUGGUUCACUGCGACGGACUCAUGUUGUGUAUGUGCAGCGACAUGGAAUCAGGAAUCGUCCACCUUGCUCUUUGGAACCCCCUCACGAGGCAUAUCACACUGAUCCAGCCCUCGACACGUUUCACGACUUCUGACUACUACGGGAUUGGACACGGCGUCAACAAGUAUCGAGAUGGUUACAAGAUCCUUAGGUUUUCUGAUCGCCGUUACGAUAAUUAUCAUCAUCAUCAUCAUUCUGAAGUGGAUUUUGAGAUUUAUUACUGCGAGACGAGUUCUUGGAGAACCCUCGUUGAUGCCAAGGUUGAUUGGAAUGUGGAUUUCACGUGCCAUGGUGUGUCUGUUAUGGGGAACAUGUACUGGCUUGCUCAUAGGGAUGUUGAGGAGGAGGAGGAGCUCGAAAGCUGUAUUAUAGGCUUCGAUUUCACCGCUGAGAAAUUCAUGGACGUAUGCCUUUGCCCUUCCAUUUUUGAUUACAAUUACUUGAGCUGUUUCGGUGGAGAUAGAUUGUCUUUGCUACAACAAAAUCACGACGAGCCAAGUCUUAUAGAGGUGUGGGUUUCAAGCAAGUUGGCUGAUGAUGGGGGUGAUGUCUCGUUUACAAAAUAUUUCAGUGUGGUCAGCUCUGAUCUUCCAUGGUUACAUCUCGAUAGAUCAGAAGAUGCUAGUCAUCCGGUGUACUACAUUGCCAAGAACAAACGUAUCAUAGCAUGGUGCGAGGGAAUGAUGGAUGAUGGUGAUAGACUCCCUGUUUGGAUCAUUCUCUAUGAAAUUGAUGAGGAUGGUGUAAGAAAUCAACUUGAGACAGAACGACAUUACGAGUAUGACUAUGUUGGCACCUUCCUUUGUGGUUACGUGUAUGUUCCAAGUCUAGUCCCUCUUCCAUGAUAAGAGAAAGAGGGUUUAGUUUCAUGUUCUAAUUAAGCUUUAGUUUGGGACUUUUAGUCUUUUGUUUGUUGAUCUUCUGCAAUGUAAAGAUGUUUACUGAAUUAACAUUGGUCUUUGUAUGAUAAUCUUGAGAGGGUUUAGGUUAUGGCUCACAGUUGUGUCAUGUGUGUAUCAGUCAUCUUUGUUGUUCAAUAAAACUAAGAUACAUGCCGUAAAGAAAUGCCAUUGUUGUUCAUUUAUGUAGUUAACUGAUUGAUAAAUUCUAUUUAUAAAUGCAAGGAGUAAAGAUAUAUCUACAGAUUGCACGAGACAGAGCACUGCAGUUGUAAUGUAACAUACAUUGCAAAUGUAAACCAAACCAGGCGGUGGAGUUAGUGUUUCGUAAGGCAGAUGAAAAACUUGUCAACUUUUUUGCUCUGCUACUGAAGACUUUUAGAAAAUUGAAGACUAGAUUAAACCAGAUGAAAACCAAAUUAAAUUAGUGAAAUCAAAGUUAUGAUACCGUUUUUUUCCCCUAAUUUACGGGCUUAAAUUGUCUUUCAGUGGUGGUAUAGACUUGGGUCUUCUAAUUGUAUCCAGCUAGAUUUUUUUUCGAUUUGGUUAAGAAUACUAUUUUUACAUUUUAAUAGGCUAAUAAAGAGGUUUGGCCCAUUUGCGUGCAUCCUAAGUAUAUAUUGAUUAUAGUUGGCUGAAUUAACAAACCGACCUUAGCUCAGUUGGUAGAGCGGAAGACUGUAGUGGGUUAUCCCAAAGAAAUCUUUAGGUCGCUGGUUUGAUUCCGGCAGGUCGGAUAUUCUUUUUGCUAUCUCCUUGUUAUAUCUAUGGGACCCACAUCUACAUUGCUAACUCGCGUGCUUAACCGUUGAUUAUCCCAUACGCU